GACUGUUUCAAAGCUAUUAAAAACUAUAUUUUCUCUUUCUAUAGUUAACUCGAGUAAAAAUACCUUUUUGUUCUGUUAUGUUUUCAAUUUAGAAAGCCACUGUUCCGAUGGAUAACUUUCUAUUGUUAAUAUAUUGUAUUUCAUUUUUGGUCUUCGAUACGCCAUGUUUGCAAACUUCUAUAAUUGUUAACAUAUAUCUAUAAUCUCAGUUAUUCUUUAUUUUAUUUCAUCAAAAAAAUGAGAUUUGUGACAAUGUUUGGAAGUCAAUGCGUAUGAAGCCGUGCAGGAUUGUUUGACAUUAUACAUAACAACGAUUGAGAAAUGAGUUGCUGCACGUCUGUUGAUGUGUAUGUGAGUAACCCCAAGGGUGAGGACUCGGAGAACGUUAGCGGAUGCUUUUGUUCCGGACUGAGAGGUGGGAAACUAACGAGAAAAAUUACACCUAAAACUGCACCACCUAGGGAGAAGAAAAAAGUUGCGGUUCCAUCACCAUAUAUGUUUAUGCAUGUUGACGAACAUGUCAGAAAGAUUAAAGAACCGGUUCGAAGGUCUGGUCCGGAAGCAGAUUCCUCUAUGAACCAAGCCCAACACACAUCGACCCCAGUAGAUGCUGCAAGGAAUGUGAAAACACUUGGUGCCUACCUGACUGGACCAUGUAAGACAGAUAUUGAGAAAGUCAGAGCGUUCUAUUUCUGGAUUUGUAAUAAUAUUGGAUAUGAUAAAGCGUAUCAUUAUCCAAAAAGAGAAAGCCCUACUGAUCCCAAUACUGUACUUAGGCACGGAGUUGCCUCCACCUCAGAGGGAUAUGCCAAUCUGUUUUCAUCUCUGUGCAGGUCCUCAUCAAUUCCUGUGAAGAAGUUAAAGGGUUACGUAAAAGAUUCAAGAUACGAUCCUGAAGAACCUUUUACUCAGAUCGAUGAACCAGAGCAUGCUUGGAAUGCCGUAUAUGUCGGCCAUGAUUGGCGUUUUGUGGAUUGUGCCUGGGGUGCUGGCUUUGAAGACGACGAGGGGAUAUAUCACAGACGGUACGAAGAGUUCUGGUUCAUGACGGACCCAGAAAACUUUAUCAACGAUCACUUUCCGUAUCUGCGCAAUGACCCAAUGUCUAGUGAGAUGUGGCAGCUACUAAAAAGGCCAGUCACUUUGGAAGAGUAUAACAAAACCGUUAAAGUAGAAGCCGUAACCAAAGAUUGGGGAGUUGAAUUCUCACAUCGUGAACCAAUAAUAGUUUUUAGAAAAGAACUGCACAUCAUAGUUAAAACGACGAUUGUUCCAAUCAUGCAAAUCACGGCAACGUUAGAUACCUCUGAUAAGGUGAAUAUGGAUGCAUACGUUGCAACAUUCCGUGAUUCUGAGGAUCAUUACAAAAUACUUGUACGUCCACCAUCCCCAGGAGUCUACAUAUUAAAACUAGCCGGGAAGAGGGAAGGAGACACAACACCCCGAGUUCCAGGCCUGGUUAAAUACAUACUUAAAUGUACAGAUAUGAACAAUAUGGUCAAAAACUUUCCAUUCUCAUACACUGCUGCCCAGACAUUCCAAGUGUGCGUCCUUGAACCUACGUAUCGUGACCUUGAACCAAAUUCUCCAGUGAAAUUUAGGAUUGCAUCCCCAUUCCUCGGGGAGGUGUUUGUGGAAGAUCUUUUACUAGAAAAGGUAGACGACUAUACAUGGGAAGGAGAAAUUCUCACACCAAAGAAAAGUGGUCAGUUUCUCGUAGUAUACGGUAUUAACGCAGAAAUUACCGAACAUAGGAAAAAGCAACCUUUGUACAAAUUUAAUAUAUUGUAAAAAUCAA
This is a messenger RNA of Ruditapes philippinarum (Manila clam), 1798 nucleotides long. RefSeq names its product kyphoscoliosis peptidase-like. The record is from RefSeq and is a predicted model, not a curated record. NCBI's taxonomy places the organism in Eukaryota, Metazoa, Mollusca, Bivalvia, Venerida, Veneridae. The transcript has 6 exons. Bases 322 to 1791 code for a protein of 489 amino acids.